Maudiozyma saulgeensis is the source of this 4653-nucleotide messenger RNA. NCBI's taxonomy places the organism in Eukaryota, Fungi, Ascomycota, Saccharomycetes, Saccharomycetales, Saccharomycetaceae. The record is from the annotation of a GenBank genome assembly.
AUGGAUUCAAGCAGUAAUACUACGCGACUGGCUGAAGAACUAGGUAUUCCACAAGAAAAACUUAUCUCAAUUGACAAUGAGACAACCCUAAUAUUACUUAAUAAAUUAAAAACAUCCAAACUUACAUCAGUAGAUUUGUUGACAAAUGACAUACCGAAUGUUGAUCCCAAUUUAAAGAAAAAUCUUAUAGAUAAGAACAAAAUAAUAUCAAAAUUAAAAGAUCAAUAUAUUGAAUUGUCGACAAAUGUUCAAAUACUUGAAGAAGAAAAUGCAUCGAAUAGAUGCGAACUAAUGAGAAAAGCUGAAGAAGCAUCAUUAUUAAAUUCUCAUAAAGUUUGGAUGGAAUCUCAAAUAAGAAAGGAUACCGAAGAGUUUAUUACCUACAAGGAAACAAAACAAAAUGAAUUAUCAGAUAUGAACCGAAAAGUUGUUGACGUAUUAGACCAAAAUAAACUUCUAUUAUCAAUACAAAAGGAACUUCGGUCAAAGAAUUCAGAAUUAUCUUCAAUUGUAGAGACUACUUCAAAGGAAUUAAAAUCAGCAAAGGAUAUUUUGAAGUUGAAAGAAUCUGAAUUUACUAAAGAGAUGAAUGCCACCGAAAAGAUGAAAGAACUACUUACAGAGCAACUUCGUAAUUUUGAGCUACAAGCCAAAAAUAAUAUUGAGAGUAGCUCAAAUUCUAUAGAUUCACACGAAAGAGAUAGAUUAAUAAAUGAAAUUGCAUUAACCAAAGACAACCUUAAAGAAUAUAAACAAAAAUGUGCUCAUCUCCAGACAAUGAUUGAUUCAUUUAUAACAAAUGGAGGAGGUAACUUCGACAGUACAUCUUUAAAUCAUAAUCAACCACUGAAUAUAAACUAUUUAAAUGAAGAAAUAGACUCUCUGAAGAGACAACUCCUUCAAGAUAGACAACAGAAGGAACAUCUGCAGAGGCAACUUGAGACAAUGAUAGCAGAGAUGGAAACAAAAAUGCCUUUAAUAGAAUCAUUCAAAAAAAGAACCGAAGAACUCGAACAUCAGUUACUUGACACUUCUGAUUUAUUGGAGAAGGUAUCCCAUGAGAAAACUGAAAUGUCAAGGGAUUUAAGAAUUAUCAAAAAGAAACAAGACGAUAGAGCGGAUAAUAUGAAAUUACUAAGAAUACAAAGAAAUGAUUUAGCACGACAGGUUCAAUUUUUGUUGGCGGCCAAUACACACAUUGAAGAUGGCUCAACGUUAUUUUCAUCUGACGAGUUAACACUUGUGAAAAAGAUAAUAUCAAAUGAAAAUGAAAAUGAUUAUAGUGAUUCUCAAAAAGUUAUAUCAACUAGACUAGUUUGCUUUAAAAAUACCCAGGAGCUUCAGCAAAAAAAUAUGGAUUUAUUGAAUUCCAUAAGAGGGUUGGCCAAACAACUGGAAUUAAUGGAAAAUGCAAACGUUUCAAAUGAUAACCAAAAUACGAUCAAAGAGGCGAAAUUGGCAAUGAUAGAUUUACAAAAUCAUGCAAAUGAUUUACAAGAUAAUGUAGAUACAUUAACGAAGGAACGCAACUCCUUACGAUUAUUAAUUCCACAAGGAAAUAAAGUUCAUAAUUUAACAAAAAAGAAAAAUAGUUCAAUUAAUUCAGAUGAAUCAACAGCUGAAGAACUAUUUCAUUUAAAUGAGAAACUUGAAAACAUGGAGUUAAAAAAGAAUGAAAAAAUUUCAGAGUUAAAUUCAAUAAUCGAAAAGCAGACCGUGUCUAUUCACCAACUAAAACUUGAACUUGAGAAAGCAAAUAGCAGUAAUUCACUAUUACAAAGUCACGUAAAUGAUCUCAACCACGAAGUAAAUGAUAUGAGCGGCUCCAGAAACUCAAUAAAGGAGGAACUGGAAAAAGCACAAAGUACAAUUAUGCAAUUUAAAACAAAUGAAUAUGGUAACGGUAACCAAAUUAACGAACUGACUAACCAGUUAUCAUCUCAAAAAUUAUUACAAGAUAAAAUCGAAGCUCGUAGUAACCAAAUGGCAGUGGAGAGAAGUUCAAUACAGGAAAAAUAUAUAAAAACUUGUGAAGAAAAAAACGAGUUAAAGGUUCAACUAGGAGAUUUAGAAAUAAAGUUAAAGACACUGGAAGAUACAUAUACAGCGUCUAUUGAUCAAUGCAAUACAUUAAAAAGGGAGAUCGAAUUAUUAUUAGGGCAGGCAAAUGACCAGCAAAAAAUGUUACAUGAUUUAGAAGAGAAACGAAGGACAGAAAUUCAAUGGUUUCAGGACGAAUCAAUUUCGAUCAAUAAGAAAUAUAUCGAUGCUGAAACGACUAUCUCUAAAAUCACGAGAGAAAAUGAAGAUCAAAAGCAAAAGCAAAUAAUGCUCAACAUUGAAUUACAAAGUCUAAAGUCAACCCAAGAUAAUAAUGGGACAUUACAUUAUAACGAGGAUGUAUUAAAUAGUGAGGCAGAUCAACCAAUAAUUGAACCAUCUAAAGAACUAAACAACGGGUUCUCAGAUGGAACACAGAAGGAUAUGGUUAACGAUGGUCCAAAUAUUUUGGAAUUAGAAGCCAAAAUUCGCGAGCUAGUUUUAUCCCUUUCAGUUAUGAAAGAUCAGAAUAGCUCAUUAAAGAAACGCUUAAUAGAAACCCAAACGAUGCUUGAAAAAAACUCAAGCGAAGACACACACACACCAGACACAUUCAAACACAUAAAAUCAGAUGAACUUCAAGCCACUUCUACUGAUGGUCAAGAUUCCAUUAUUAGCCAUUUCGAGGAGAAUAUUAACAUAUUGGAAAAGCAGUUAUCGUUUGCUAAUGAGAAGUUUGAAGGAUUAUCUACUCAAAAUGACCUCUUGUUAGAGAAGCUCCACAAAAUGGAGUCUAUUACUGACAAUCCAUCGAUUGAUGAUAUAUUAGUAUGCCUAAAACAUGAAAGAGAUAACCUCCGUAAAAGGGUGGAUAUUCUAGAACGCGAAAUGAGGACCAAGGCUAAUGCCUCCUCACAUUUACAUAGCACAGAGCUACGGAUGUCUACCAGUCAGCCUAACGCCAUAGCUGAGAGCCACAACGAAUUAGUGAAUAAAAUUCAUGAAUUUAACAUUAUACAACAAAAAAAUGAAGAGUUAGAAACUCAAUUAAAGAAUUUGAAUGAUGAAAAGAAUGCAAACAAUGACGAAAUUGAUCAAUUGAAAGGUCAAUUAGAACCGUACAAAACAACAGUUAAUGAACUAAAAAAGACUAUACUAGAGAAAGAACAAAAUGUUAAAUUAUUGCAAGAGGAGAGCAGCAGGUGGAAAACACAGUCAAUGAGACUGUCAAGCGAACCCAAGUCAGAUCCAAACGAAGUCCUCGAACUUAAAGAGCAAAUUAAUGCAUUGAAUGCAAACAUUAGCGCGAAAGACUUGCAGAGCAAAGAUAUGGAUGAAAAAUUUGCAAGAUUGAAAAAACAAGCCCACGAGAGAUUAGAUUCUACAAAACUUGUUGUGAACCAAUUGAAUGACGAGAUCAAUAUACUGAAAUCUGAGAAGGAUGCUUUACAACAUGCUUUGGAUGAUAAAGUAUCUGAAUGUGAUGGAAUGAAUCUGAAAAUCGAAGAAUUAAAAAAUACCGAAGGCUCAAGCAGAUCUCAAAGCAGCGAACCUAAGUUAUCUCAUGAUUAUGAUCCAAAAGAACAGAUUAUUGAGUUAGAAAAGGAGAUAACUUACUUAAAGGGAAAACUCGAGCUAUUCGAUGAAUCAGCGAAGAGUCCCGACCUUAUCAAUUAUCUGGAAAAACUCGAUAAUAUCAAAAAGCAAUUUGAAGAAGCUAGAGUGGAGGAACAAAUCAUACACCAAAGUGACAUUAAUCCAGAUUUGGUAGGUAUGGGAAGUAGUUUAAAUGUUGAUAAGAAUUUAUUGGACAAGGAGAAGGAGAAAUGGGAAAUUGAAACUCUGAAACGGAUAAAAGAUGCGAAGGAAGACUUAAAGAGGCACCUAAGGCAACCAACAGAAGAAAAAAUUAAUAGAGUAAUUGAGAAAAGAAAAAGAGAACUACAAGAUAAUUUCGAUGAAUUGGCGCUCGAAAAAGCUAAGUCGCUUAUCUUGUCAAAUGAGAUAAAUCUAACAGCUGCUCAAGUAAAAGAGGAACUCAGACAAAGAGUUGAAACCGAGAUGCAGGAGAACCUUGAGCAAUCGAGAAAGAAAAUUUUUGAGGAAGGUAGACAACAAGAAUUAAUGAAAACAAAAUUAUUAGAAAGAAAGCUAUCAAAACUAGAAGAUUCCCAGAACAUAACCACUGAAAGUCCAAGUCGAGAACAAGGGAAUAAAGGAGAGAGCGAUCAACAAAAUAAUGCAAGUAUACAACUAGGAAUUAGUGCUAAUUUCCCAAAUUUUGGAUUACCAACGGCAGCAACUAAUAAUCCAUUUACGUUUUCUGCACAAUCCUCAAAUUCAUCAUUAGGAACAUUCCAAACACAAAUCACACCUUCUCCGUUUGUCAGUAAUAAGAAUACAAACUUUGCACCUAUAUUCGGUAAACCGUCUACAUCUUUUGGAAUUAAGGAUUAUAGAGCACCAGAAAUCCAGGAUGUAGACAAUACAACAAAAUCAAGUUCUGAAACAGCGAACAAGGUGUAUUUUGAUAACAGUAAGACAACUAGUUCUUCUGAUUCACACGAAACUGUUGAGAGGCCGUUCAAAAGAAGUAAAACUGAAGAACCAUAA